Messenger RNA from Colletotrichum aenigma, 3168 nucleotides. Its product is annotated as Lactose regulatory protein LAC9. The transcript is spliced from 3 exons. Bases 1 to 3168 code for a protein of 1055 amino acids. Lineage: Eukaryota; Fungi; Ascomycota; Sordariomycetes; Glomerellales; Glomerellaceae. Gene Ontology annotation, biological process: DNA-templated transcription; positive regulation of transcription from RNA polymerase II promoter by galactose. The record is from RefSeq and is a predicted model, not a curated record. Gene Ontology annotation, cellular component: nucleus. Gene Ontology annotation, molecular function: zinc ion binding; DNA-binding transcription factor activity, RNA polymerase II-specific; RNA polymerase II cis-regulatory region sequence-specific DNA binding.
AUGAAGUUCCAAGUUCCCUGGGCUCCAACACUCUGUUUGUGGGCGGCCCUCGCGCGUACAGUUCUUGCAGAGCCCAUCCCCGCUCCUACGGGCAAGUACAAUGUCGGCGCCCAGCGCUUCGUCGUCCCCUUCUUAGACGAGGACGACGUCGUGUGGCCGAACGGUGUUUCGACCGAAUACCUCGUUACGUUGUACUAUCCUACCACAGACGAGAAACCUUGUCCGAAGCCGUACCUCGAGCCCGAACUUGUUGAGUUGUAUGAGGAUUUAUGGAAUUACAACAUCUCCCACCUGACUUCGACUUUGCGGUGGAAUGCCUCUUAUCUUGAAGAGGGAACGGGUCCGACGCUUCUCUUCGGGCCCGGCGGUUGGGGUCCACCGACGGAUGGCAGCUACAUUGCCAUCUCUGACCUCGUCUCCCACGGAUACGUCGUGGCUGCAUUCGACCACGUCUACGAGCAACCUUUUGUGCGAUAUCCCAACGGCACAGGUGUCUAUGGCCUCUCUCCAGCCUUCAACAAUUACACCCUUUCCUGGGUCGAAGAACUGCACGCCGUCAGGGUCAGACAGCAACUUCAUUUCAUUGACUACUUUCUCUCUCUCGUGGCAGAGCUCGACGCGCCCUUCAAGACCACCGACCUCGGCACGUUUGGUGUGUCUCUCGGAGGCUCCGCUGCUCUCACCUUGGCACUGGAGAGCGAUGCCGUGGCCGCCGCCAUCAACGUGGACGGUACCAACUGGGGUCGAUUGAACAGCACUUCCGACUCCGACCUGGAAAAGCCGUCGAUGAUUCUGGGCUUCGGGGGUCACAAUGCAAACUCUGACCGCACUUGGAGCAAUUACCGAGCCUGGCAGACUGGUUGGUGGCGUCUGUUCUCGGUGGAUGGAAGCUUGCAUGCUGACUGGGAGGAUCGGACAUAUUGGAAGAUUUUCGGCACAACUGCUACAAUGGGGCCUAUUGAUGGCAACAGGAUGGUUGAUAUCACAAGGAUAUUUAUCAGAGCUUUCUUUGAUGAGGUUCUCCUGGGUAUUGAACAGCCCCUUUUGAAUAAUUCUUCGAAAGAAUUCCCUGAAGUGCACUGGGACGAGAUUCAUAACGGAGACACACUUGAACGGGCAUCUGAGCAGCUUCAGGCUCAGUCCCGCAUUCUCAACGAACUAUUCCCCAACAUCCCGGUAGAAGACCUCGUCGGAAAGACUCGCUCACAGCUUGUCGCCCUCAUCCCUCGCGACUCGCUCUACAACCUACCACCCACGACUCAAGAUCCUUCACCGACUGAUAUCUCCACUGUCGAUGAGGACGAUGACGAUAAUGACCCGAAUGACUCGACUCAGAUCUCUGAGAACGGCGAGCCCGCCAACGACAGGCGGUGGGAUGAGUCCGCCGCCGCUCAUCAGCCCACAGCGACCAUCCGUGCAAGUGACGACAUCAACGCAAUAUCCUUAGCAACAGACCAGCAUCGCCGCUCAUAUCUGGGCGUCACCUCCAUGAGUGCCGUGCUCAGAGCCAUCUUCCGUCUCUGUCCAGCCGCUAAGGAACACACCGCCCAGCGCGCAAAGUCAUGGACAGAGUCCUCAUCGUUGCCGCAUUACCAACAAAGCCUGCCCCCUCUCUCUAUCCUCAACGCAGCCAGUCAAGGAAUGAACCCCCUCCGCGAGCAACGCUGCAUCGAGUUCUACUUUGAGCACAUCCACCCCAUAACACCCAUCUUGAAUGAAGACGACUUUCGCAACACUUACGCCGCAGGCAACCGCCACGAUGACUCUUGGCUCGCUCUUCUGAACAUGGUCUUCACUCUCGGCUCCGUCGCGUCAGGGAGUGACACGCUACACGUGCAAUAUUACAAGCAAGCACGCGCCCAUCUCGGUCUUGACUCUCUGGGGUCAGGCAACAUGGAGAGUCUUCAGGCUUUGUGCCUUCUCGGCGGCUACUACCUUCACUACCGCAACUCACCCAACAUGGCAUACGCAGUCCUUGGUGCUGCUCAUCGCGUGGCCAUUGCCCUUGGCUUACAUCGCGAGCCUGUUCGCAGUCACCGACAUGCCGCCGAGCACACCGCCGAACACCACAGUAUCCGCACCGAGACCCGGCGACGGACGUGGUGGAGUCUCUUCUGCCUGGAUACGUGGGCCAGCAUGACUCUUGGCCGGCCGACUUGCGGUAGAUGGGAUAGUAGCACCAUGGACACGCUUCUACCCACUCCUCUCACCCCAGAUGACCACGUUGCAGCGUCUUUGAGAGCUAGUUGUCACUUCUGCCACAUCUGCGAUCGGAUACAACACCGCUUCGCCCAACCCGCGCGCCUCACAGCCCAAGAGGCCCUAUCCUUCGACCGAGAGCUCCGCGAUUGGCACGCCUCUCUCCCCGAAGCCCUCAAGAAUCCGGCCAACUCCCCGCCAAGGUUGACCGUCGCCCGGGAGUUCAUGCGGAACAGAUACCUCAACGUCCGCCUAAUCCUCUCCCGCUGCUUCCUACUAUAUGUCGCCCACGACCACGGCCUCAAACGAGGCAGCACUUCCGCAACCAGCGACAUCGCCUCAAACAUCUCGCAAGAGGAGCUCUCCCUCGUCGAAUCGUGCCGCACCGUUGCGUCAGAAGCAAUCGACGCCAUCACGCUCUUUUGGACGCCCAACCGCGUCCAUGUCUGGAAUUCUGCGUGGUAUCUCUUCCAAGCAUGCAUGGUCCCCUUAUUAUCCAUCGCGAUCGAAACCCACAGAGCGACAGCAGCCCGCAAACACCAACACCAAAACGCCCAAAGACGAACAUCGGGCGCAUCGACCUCGGUCCCGAUAACCUCAAUAACAAUACCUAAUCAUCCGCCUCCAGCAGUCGCAGGGUCUCCGGAUACCGUAGCCUCCGUCGCGUUGCAGACAUGGUGCGCGAGUCUGACCAAGGCCCUCGAACUCUUCGCUGAGAUGCGCCCCUGGAUGCGUGCCUCGGAUAGGGCUCCAGAUAUCGUGGCGGCACUGUAUGAAGCUAUCACUGCGGAGGUCGAGGGCGGGUCUAACGCGGGGUCCACGAUUCGGACACCAUCGGCGACCACGGACGGAGGGAUGGAUCUGUUUGGAUGGUGCGAUGAGCAGCUCACAGAGCUGGACUGGAGCACGUUCCUCGGAGGUGGGGGCGGCAGUGGGAUGUCAGCUGGGGACGACCAUUUGAUGUUUUGA